Molecule: messenger RNA, 380 nt
Organism: Microdochium trichocladiopsis
Lineage: Eukaryota; Fungi; Ascomycota; Sordariomycetes; Xylariales; Microdochiaceae
Exons: 1
Coding region: 8-256 (82 amino acids)
Source: RefSeq, a predicted model, not a curated record
GGCAUGUAUGUGUGUACUCGAAGCAUGUACCUCGAGAUCCGCGAGAGCAGAUCCGCGAGGUCCCAGGUCCAAGAUGGAUUGGCUGGGGCUGACUGGACAGUUGCGAGGCUUGGGUAUCAAUGCCGCGGCGCUGGGCCGCACCCACUUUUUGCAGUUGUUGUUGGCGCGGCGAAUGAAUGCUGUCUGUCCUCGGGCAGGUCGACCAUCAGCAGGACACGCUCCUUGCCAGGCAGCUGCCGCCGUAAGAGAUGGGUGAGGCCAUCGCCAGAUGGAGGGUUGUUGCCUGUCCACUUGUUGGAUUUGCCAGUCGUCUCUCGUCGCGGACAAGCCAUGUUUGCCGGCGAGGACGGGGCGAACGGGAGCGGACUGGAUCGUGACGG